GGUUAUAUAUAUAUGACAUCCGAUUCGGCGUACUGAAGGCCUCAACAAAGUGAAUAUUCCUGGUAUUAGUACAACUUAUUUCAAGGUGUUGGGAUGGGAAAAGCCGUCUGCAUCAUUGGAUCAGGAAACUGGGGAUCCGCCAUUGCAAAAAUUGUUGGUAACAAUGUACGAGAGCGGUCUGAGUUAUUUGAUCCGUUGGUACGGAUGUACGUUUACGAGGAAAUGGUUGACGGAGAAAAGCUUACUGAGCUCAUAAAUACAAAACAUGAAAAUGUGAAGUACCUACCUGGGGUUCAGCUUCCAGACAAUGUGGUAGCUGUGCCGAACCUCCUGGAGGCGAGUAAGGAUGGUGAUAUCUUCAUAUUCGUGCUACCCCAUCAGUUUGUCAUGAACAUUUGUACGACAAUGAAAGGCAAUAUAAAGAAGGACUCCAUAGCUGUAUCUCUCAUCAAGGGCGUAUCUAUAAUGGAGAGUGGUAUCAAACUAAUAUCGGACGUGAUCACAGAGGAACUUGGUAUCCAUUGUUCGGCCAUGAUGGGUGCUAACCUAGCUGGAGAAGUGGCUCAAGAACAGUUCUGUGAAUCUACAAUAGGAAGCACAAAUGAAAAGAAUGGGAAGCUCCUUAAGAGGCUAUUUGAGACACCAUAUUUUCACUGUAUGAUUGUGAACGAUACUCCUACUGUUGAGAUCUGUGGAGCAUUAAAGAAUGUUGUGGGUAUAGGAGCUGGUAUCGUGGAUGGUAUGGGAUACGGUGACAACACAAAGGCUGCAGUUAUACGUCUAGGACUUAUGGAGAUGAUCAAAUUUGCUGAUCUUUUCUCACCUGGGUCUCAAACUAGCACAUUUUUCCAAAGUUGUGGUAUAGCCGACUUGGUUGCAACCUGUCAUGGAGGCAGGAAUCGCAUGCUGGGAGAAAGUGUUGUCCGGUCCUCCAAGACUGUCAAGCAACUAGAAAAAGAACUGUUGCAUGGUCAGAGUUUUCAAGGACCCCUGGUGGCUCGAGAGAUUUACCACAUUUUGGAAACCAAGCACAUGCUUGACCAAUUUCCAAUGUUUAUGUCGGUACACAAGAUCUGCGAGAGAGAUAUGGAGCCCAGUGAAUUUGUAUCCUGUUUACGGAAUCACCCAGAACACAUGUAGAGCUUCCUUUGUGAUAAUGGUACAUUAUAAUGAAAUGUAGAUACAUUUAUGUCUGUUGUACAGUCCCUAGAUAUAAAGCUACAAACCAAAUCUGUCGUCCCAACUACAGCUAGAACGGUUACAUACAGGAUCAGAAACUGUGUCGGUCUUCCACUGUAUAGUGGUGAUGUGGUGUCUGAUGGAAGUUCUGGAAAGAUAUCUAAGUGACGACUAAGUUGCUGGUCCAAUCUGGGAAACGGAGAAACAGAGAAAAACACUACUUAAAUUCAUCCUCACAAAACGAUGUUCUACCAGUUGGCGGUUAAUGCUUUAAUUUGACUGAAACAUAUCAAGAACCACACUAAACCAUACAUAUGACUAUGACACCAGGGUGAUGGGCAGAGGGGCAUGGAAAAGUGGUCAAUGACUCACAACGAGUACUAAUUUAAACACAUUCUCCUCAGAAACCAUCUGCUCGAAUUUCAUGUUAGUGAUCGUCCGUUAAUGAGGGUCUAAUUCUCCACUCAAGAAGGGACAUACAAGAGGCUCAGGGCCAUAAGUGGUUAAGCAGUACUAGUGCAAAACUAGUUUUUAGGUCACCUGAGACGAAGUCUUAAGUAACCUAUUCUAAUCACCUUUCGUCUGUCUUCCGUUCAUAAACAAUUUACAAUUUUGAAUUCUUCUCAAUUACCAAGAGGCCUAGAGACCUGAUAAUGGGCUUAUUACAUGCAGGUGUGAAGGGCUAUCAAGUUUGUUAAAAUGAAUGACCUUGACCUUCAUUCAAGGUCACAGGGGUCAAAUAUGUUGAAAUCUUUAAAUGACUUCUGCACACUAAGCAAGUGGCCCAGAGAUCUUAAAUUGGGCCUAAAACAUAAUGGGGGUGAAUGACGUUGACCUCAAAUUCAAGGUCACAGAAAUCAAAUCUGCCAAAAUAUAUCAAAAUGCAGGGAAUUGUUGAGGCCCAUGGGCAUCUUGCUGACUAAAAUGUCAUUUUUAUGAAUAUGGGUGGUAAACAUACACCACCACAGUGGUAGAUCUAAAAAGAAACACGGACAAUUCACAGAUGUGGAGUGUCCUAUAACUUAAUGUGACUCAAAAUUUUUAUGUCCCUCCAUUCAUCUUUUUUACAGCCAUGACAAAACAGAUCUGUUCAAACAUUAACAUAUUUCAUGAUACCUAGUAGGGUAUCUCAGAAAUUUUGUUUAAAUGGAAUGUUUUUAAAAGUUGAAAAACUUGUUUCAGAAAUCCAGUUUAAUAUGUAUUAUUAUUUGUUUAUCACUUUGUAUAUAUAUAUAUACACAGGACGGAAUCUAAUUUAUAUUUAUGGAAUUAUUACCAAUAUAUACACGUUUCAAUCCUGAAAUCCAGUUUCAAUAUGUGGUAUGUAUUACGUAUCAUUAUUUAUCACUUUGUAUGUUUAUACAUAGAAUGGAAUCUAAUUUACUAGUAUAUUUAUUGAAUUAUAAUCAAUACAUACACAUUUCAAUCCUGUUGUACUUUGUGAUAUCCUGUAGCAUAUCUUAGUAUUUGAAUAAAUAUGGUUUACGUUUAAAAUUAUGAUAAAUAUUUCCUUCCUUAUAUUCAUAUUCAAAACAGCAAAUAAUUUUUGAAAAACAGAAAAUAACAGAACAAUUUUUUUUCUUCAAAAUAAUGGUUCAUUGCAUGCUUCCCAAGAUUAAAUCCUGCAUUAUUUUACCUCAAGUGAAUAAAGAAUCCUUGCCAACUUUGUGUUGUCUAGUGCCUUGUGUCAACUG
This is a messenger RNA of Pecten maximus, 2873 nucleotides long. Its product is annotated as glycerol-3-phosphate dehydrogenase [NAD(+)], cytoplasmic-like. Gene Ontology annotation, biological process: glycerol-3-phosphate catabolic process; carbohydrate metabolic process. Lineage: Eukaryota; Metazoa; Mollusca; Bivalvia; Pectinida; Pectinidae. The transcript has 9 exons. The record is from RefSeq and is a predicted model, not a curated record. Bases 94 to 1140 code for a protein of 348 amino acids. Gene Ontology annotation, cellular component: cytosol; glycerol-3-phosphate dehydrogenase (FAD) complex. Gene Ontology annotation, molecular function: protein homodimerization activity; glycerol-3-phosphate dehydrogenase [NAD(P)+] activity; NAD binding.